AGCAGGGCACCGCGGCUGUGCUCGUCGGAGACGGGCGGCCACAAGAUCAGAGCACAGGCGGCUUUUGCGGACGAAUGGCACGAACGGAGCGAUUCCGUCGUCGUGCAAGUUGCCGCUUCAUACUUGUACUUGAAAGAGGUUGGGGGUUUCCUAACCCUCGCGAUGGCUACUUCCUAUGGGCUUGUCCCUCUUGGGCCCAAGCUCGUGCUCGAGAAAGCCACGACGUUGGAGCAGCGGGUGGAGGCGACAAGGGCAAGGCUGCCAAUUGUGGAGUUUCUGGGGCUGCACUUGGAAGGGAGUUUUGCGGAGGCGAUGUUGCAGUAG
Messenger RNA from Symbiodinium sp. CCMP2456, 324 nucleotides. Lineage: Eukaryota; Dinophyceae; Suessiales; Symbiodiniaceae. The record is from the annotation of a GenBank genome assembly.